GGGGGCGGACGGACCGACCGUGCCCGGGGGCGCGCGUGUAGAUUCGGGCCGAGUGCUGGCCAGAAGCGAAAGCGGCAGAUUUGUCGCCUGGGCAUCUCUGCCCUCUCCUCACCUGUCGCGGGUGGACUUUGGGGCGGGUGGUAAGCAGAGGAAAGGGGUUUCCAGGCGGGCGGCAGUCACACGUUGAGCAGGCGGCCCCAUUGUGAAGCUGCCAAACUCUCUCUAGUGGUGGAAUCUGCAAAUCUGCCAGCUAGGCGAUGGGAACAUGAAGGGAAUGAUGGCCCCGUCCCUUUCCCCUUGCAAAUGUUCCACAUCCUUAGGAUCUUCCUGCUUCUCUGCCCGCAGCACUUUGCACUUGGGUGGGUUAGUUAUCUGUGUCCAGCCAAGAUGCUGAGAGGUAUCUGGAGUAGAGCAGAAGAAAUAUUAUGCCUGUGUUCCCUUGGGACUCAUUGGACAUUCUACAGUGACAUCUUCUGGGAUUUAGUCUGGAGUGUGCCGCCUGGUGCCUACCAUGGAAGUCGAUGUCAACGGAGAGUCCAGAAGCACCCUGGCCACGCUGCCCCUGCCGGUGGCCGAGGCGAGCUCCCCCGGCAAGGCCGAAGCGGAGAAGCCCCGCUGCUCCAGCACGCCGUGCUCGCCCAUGCGCCGGACUGUGUCGGGCUACCAGAUUCUGCACAUGGACUCCAACUACUUGGUUGGCUUCACCACUGGCGAGGAACUCCUGAAGUUAGCCCAGAAGUGCACGGGAGGUGAAGAGGGUAAGGGAGAAGCUGUGCCUUCCUUGCGCUCCAAGCAGCUGGAUGCAGGACUCGCGCGUUCCUCCCGUUUGUACAAAACCCGAAGUCGGUACUACCAGCCCUACGAGAUCCCGGCGGUGAACGGCAGGAGGCGAAGGCGGAUGCCCAGCUCAGGAGACAAGUGCACUAAAUCUUUACCUUACGAACCUUACAAGGCCCUCCACGGGCCUCUGCCUCUUUGUCUUCUUAAAGGUAAGAGGGCUCACUCCAAAUCUCUGGACUACCUCAAUCUAGAUAAAAUGAGCAUCAAGGAGCCAGCGGACACAGAAGUGCUCCAGUACCAGCUCCAGCACCUCACCCUCCGAGGGGACCGUGUGUUUGCCAGGAAUAACACAUGAGCCAGGGGCAGAGAGUACCGACCAGUGUAGGUCAGCGUCCGCUUGGCUGGGAAAACCCACUGUCGUUCUCUGUACAGGACUCCUUCACAUUAUAGAUGGUUAUAUCAGCUCAGUGUUCCUGGAACCUAAAAAUUGUCUGGAUCAAAAUUUGAAUACAGGAAUGAAAUCACAGGUACUUGGGGGGAAAUCGUUCUAGAGCACGCCACUGCAAAGAAAACAGAAUGUCGGCCAUUAGUUUGAAUAGCUUUUUAGCUAGGGGGAAGAAAGGCUGUGGUCAGUAAUGCCAUCUUUAUGAUUCUGACACUCAAAUUGGGAAUGUUAUCUGCUUGGUUAUUGCUGACUUGGUAUGAUUCAUUAGAAAAUUAUAUCUUUAAGUACUCAAGUACUUCUUUAAUCUCUGUAUUUUACUAUACGAUGUAUGUAAUGAUUUGUUUUAUGAAAUUUAGAACUUGAACAUUGCUGAAUUGGACCACUUUUUAUUUUUAAAUAUUGAGUUUAAAUAUUUUAUAACUGGUUUUGCACUGAAAAAUUUAACAUUUCAGAUUGACAAGAGAAUAAUCUGUCUUCACUUGCCUCAAUAAUACUGUUGAGCAGUGGAUUUUUUUAUUUCCGCAUGGAAAGUUAUGGAUCUCUAUGGCUGUAAAAUAUUUCUUUAUAGCAUUAUUAAAGUGUGUCUUAAUACAAUUAAAUUUGGGAUACAAAGUAUUUAUUUUACAAUGGGUGGGGGGGAAGCUUUUCCAGAAAGUUUCCAAUAUGAAGUUUUCAUAAGUUAAAAAAAAGUUUCCUUAGUGCUUACUUUCUAAGUUAAAAAUUCAUCUGGAACUUUAAAAUAGAGAGGAUUCUUUUAAUUACGGAUGAUAGGCAUAAUACUGUUUGCAUCUGAAUGUUCUGUAAGUGAAUGAAACUUUUAGUAGAAGGACUCAUGAUUUCUACUAUCGAAUGCUUAAACUAAGUAUGGAGUGAGACCAUUCAGCAUGGCAUCCGGGUUAUUCUAGUUUUAGUUCUGUGCAGCUCAAGCGCUCGUUGAAAUUCCAGUUUCUAGGAUUAGUGUGGGAGCCUAAAGUGCUUCUGCAGUUUUAAUGGGUUAAUCCUGGAUUACUUAACAAUUUGUGUCAAUUGCACUGGUUUAAUUUGUUGCUAAAGUAAUAACGCCCUGGCUUUAGUAACAAAUACAGCUCAACUAUUCUUGAAUAUAUUUUGAGAAAAAUGUAUGUAACUUAACUUUUGUAAAAGUUUCUAUUUCUUUUUUUUCUUUUUUGACUCUUGAAGGUGCAAUUUAUUACCAAAUUGGCAUUUCUGGCAGCAUAGAACUGCUUAUUUUAAAUUUUAGUUUGGGGGCUGUGAGUUUCUUAGGUGUUAGCAGUCUUGCUUAUAAAAUAAGAACACCUUUUAUUAACGAGUGGAUCAUUCUUGGCGCAGAUAUGACUUUCCUUUAACCAGAAUGAAUGGCAAACUCUGUUUAGAGCAGAAUAAGUAUCAGAAAACCCUAGAACUCUUAAUCAACAUUUAUUAGACUUUCACUGAGGCAAACCGUGUGAAAGCGCCUUGGGGAAGUUGACCCCUCUCUUACUGAAUUGAUCAGAUUUCUUGGUGGGCUGGAAAUUUUCAGCUGUUGUAUAUUUUAAAGUAAAUUGCACCUUUGUAACAUAAUUGUAUUGACGAAUGAUCACUAAGAUUAACUAUCUAUACAGUCAUUAGUUUGACAAGAAAUAGAAUCCUGUCAGAUGCCAAAGAGUUGGGAUUUUUACGUUUAAUGAUUAAACACCAUUAUUUAUUGAUGAUUUACCCUGUGGAACUGUAUUAUUUCUAACUAUGAAAUAAAAGGGUGAUGUAAACACA
Messenger RNA from Mustela lutreola (European mink), 2974 nucleotides. It is a transcript of the gene MACIR, whose product is annotated as macrophage immunometabolism regulator. Gene Ontology annotation, biological process: negative regulation of cytokine production involved in inflammatory response; negative regulation of fibroblast migration. NCBI's taxonomy places the organism in Eukaryota, Metazoa, Chordata, Mammalia, Carnivora, Mustelidae. The record is from RefSeq and is a predicted model, not a curated record. The transcript is spliced from 3 exons. The coding region runs from base 512 to 1135 and encodes 207 amino acids.